Molecule: messenger RNA, 2395 nt
Organism: Athalia rosae (coleseed sawfly)
Lineage: Eukaryota; Metazoa; Arthropoda; Insecta; Hymenoptera; Athaliidae
Gene: Adss
Product: adenylosuccinate synthetase
Exons: 6
Coding region: 154-1536 (460 amino acids)
Biological process (GO): 'de novo' AMP biosynthetic process; IMP metabolic process
Cellular component (GO): cytoplasm
Molecular function (GO): GTP binding; adenylosuccinate synthase activity
Source: RefSeq, a predicted model, not a curated record
CGGACGGACGCGAAGUGAACCACAAGCGUUCGCUUCGUAGCGGUACGAACUGUCGUACGUGGGUCGGUGAGUUGUUCGGAGUGGCGGGUAGAGUGGCCAGGUCUUUUAGAUAUAAAAGUCGUUUAGUCGCGUGCUGCGUGAUUAUCGGGUAAGAUGUCUGCUUGUACGGGGACCCAACAACAGGAUAUCCAGCCACGAAACGGCGAUAGCAACAUACCAUCAUCCCCUCGGAAAAAACAGCGGACAUCUAUACCUGCAGGUCCUCUGUCCAAGGUUACUGUCGUCCUGGGAGCUCAAUGGGGCGAUGAAGGAAAAGGAAAAGUUGUAGAUAUGCUCGCGACCGACGCCGACGUCGUCUGCAGGUGCCAGGGGGGAAAUAAUGCCGGUCACACAGUAGUUGUCGAUGGUGCAGAAUUUGAUUUCCACCUGCUGCCCAGUGGAAUCAUUAAUCAAAAAUGCAAAUCUGUUAUUGGUAAUGGAGUGGUUAUCCAUUUGCCAGGGUUGUUUGAAGAGCUUGAGAAAAAUGAAGCCAAAGGUCUGAAAGACUGGAAAGACCGAUUGAUCAUAUCUGAUCGGGCACAUAUAGUAUUUGACUUUCAUCAACAAGUCGAUGGGUUGCAGGAAUUGGAAAAAGGUAAGCAAUCCUUGGGAACAACGAAGAAGGGAAUUGGGCCAACUUAUUCCAGUAAAGCGACCAGAAAUGGACUUCGUAUCAGUGAUUUGCUCAGGGAUUUUGAAAAAUUCUCUGAGAAAUUCCACACUCUUGUACGGUGCUACCAAAGAAUGUUCCCAACUUUGGAGGUUGAUAUUAAGGCAGAGUUAGAACGCUAUAAAGGCUAUGCGGAGCGCAUCCGACCAUUGGUAAAGGAAACUGUCUACGUUUUACACGAAGCAUUGAAAAAUGGAAAGAAAGUUCUGGUCGAGGGAGCAAACGCAGCAAUGCUGGACAUUGAUUUUGGAACAUAUCCCUAUGUUACAAGUUCUAAUUGUAGCAUAGGAGGAGUUUGUACAGGCUUAGGUUUGCCACCUAAUACUAUUGGCGAAGUAAUAGGAGUCGUCAAGGCCUAUACUACUAGGGUUGGCGAUGGGCCAUUUCCAACCGAGUUACUUGAUGAAACUGGGGAAUUAUUACAGAACAGAGGCCACGAGUUUGGUGUUACAACCAAGCGUAAAAGACGUUGUGGAUGGUUAGAUUUGGCUCUACUGAAGUUCACCGGGAUGGUCAAUGGAUAUACUGCUAUUUGCUUGACCAAAUUAGAUAUUUUGGAUACUCUGAAAGAGAUUAAAGUCUGUGUUGGAUAUCGUUUGGAUGGUAAAGAUAUUAAUUAUUUCCCGAGCAAUGCUUUGGAUCUUGCCCAAGUCGAGGUUGUCUACGAAACGGUCAAGGGAUGGGAGGUAAACACCGAAAAUAUACGUUCUCUGGAAAAUUUACCACCCAACGCUCGUAAAUACGUUCGACUCAUAGAGGAGCGUCUGGCAGUCCCAGUUAAAUGGAUUGGCGUUGGAGCAGGCCGGGAGAGUAUCAUCGCCCUUUGACCAUCUGGUUGGCAUCUUAGCUCUCUAGAAUUAGACACGAUUUUUCGUGUGUCUGGUGGCUAUAAUAUUCUAACUCAAAUUUUAAGUAUAUUAUUUAUAAUUGCCAGUUGACACGCACAAUAUGAGGUAAGUAAUGAGAAGAAGAAGAUGAAACUGAAGAGAAGACAGAAGAGAAAAACGUGAAGAAGUAUGUGUGAAAAAUAGAAAACUGCUACAAUCCACAUUAGACUAUACUCAGUCUAUGAGCAGAUUUAAACCAUGUCUUCGCCAAACUAUAAAUUUAAUUUAAUUAAAUUGAGAAUAAAUACAAUAAAAUAAAAUGAAUUCAAAUUGAAUACACGAACACGAAAACACUUAGUUACAGUUGAUGAGAUUUCAAAAGCAUACUAUUAAGUAUGUACUAUUUGAUAAUCGCCCACCGAUUAAUUAUACUUCCAAGAUCUGGCCUAAAUUUAAUCUGAAAGAAGAUCGUGGAUGUGUAUUUUUUGAUCCUUUUCCACUCACACUAGAUAUCUACUUUUUUAAAUCUCAAUCUAAAGCUGCAACGUCUUAAAGCGCAAUGUUCUACACAGUCGUCUCAUUACUUAUUUUUUUACCUGUUUUCUCACUUAUCGCUGUAAAACAUAUUUCGUCAUCCGAAAAGCAGAAAAAGACUAAACUUCAUUAACUAUUUGCAGAUUAUUGUGAAAUCUAACGUGAGGAAUAAGACAAAUUCUGGGUAUUCUAAAUUUAAUUUUACUGCGAACGAGGAGGGAGGAGUAGGAAUAGUCACUGUGUUAGUUAUGUACUUCAACGUUUCAGUUCGAUUACAAACUUUUGUCAUUUAUUUAAAAUAAUAAAUGAAUUGUUACUGUACAAA